AUCCAGAUCGAUGAGGCCGAGGUGAAGAACCACAAUCGAACUACGCUGCAGCAAAGUUUGUUUGUUUUCUGUUUUGACCUUUAAGCCUCAUUACGCGCUCUGAUCCUCCUCCUCUCCAAAGCCAAGAAGAUGCCCAAAACCUUACCGUGCGCAUGGUCCUUCUUGUGGAUGGCAUCUUUGGCUUCUUUAGUGCUACAGUCGGUCCUCUCUUCCUCCUACUCCUCUUCCUCCUCCUCUACAUAUCAGAGACCUGCUAUCGGUGGAAAGCGACCGGGCUUCAUGGAGAGGACGCUGGUUCUCCUGGACGUCAACACCCGAAGUCCGAUCAGAGUCCUCAACGAGAACUUCCUCUCUCUGCAGCUGGACCCCUCGAUCAUCAAAGACGGGUGGCUGGACUUUCUGAGCUCCAAGCGGCUCGUGACCCUGGCGCGCGGCCUGUCGCCUGCUUACCUGCGCUUUGGCGGAAAAAGGACCGACUUCCUGCAGUUUAACAACCAGAAGAACCUGGCUAAGUUCAGAGGACCAGGACCCGACUAUUACCUGAAAAACUACGAAGAUGAUAUAGUGCGCAGUGACAUUGCUUUGGACAAACAGAAGGGCUGCAAACUGGCCAACCAUCCAGAUAUCAUGCUGGAGCUGCAGAGAGAGAAGGCUGCCACCACACAGCUUGUCCUGCUGAAAGAGCAGCUUUCCAACAUCUACAGCAAUAUCACAAUAACAGCCAGGUCUUUAGACAAACUGUACAACUUUGCUGACUGUGCUGGUCUACACCUGAUCCUGGGGCUCAACGCACUGCACAGAAACCCAGACAACUCCUGGAACACCUCGUCCACGCUGAGCCUUCUGAAGUAUGGCGCUGGCAAGAAGUACAACAUAUCCUGGGAGCUGGGCAAUGAGCCUAAUGCUUACCGCAGCAUGGUGGGCCGCGCGGUCAACAGCACCCAGUGGGCUCAGGACUACGCUAAGCUACGAACCCUGCUGCAGUCUGUACGUUACUACCACAGAGCUCACCUCUAUGGCCCCAAUGCUGGACGACCCCGGAAAAACGCCAUUCUUCUGCUGGACGGGUUCAUGAAGAAUGCUGGCUCUGCUGUAGAUGCAGUUACGUGGCAACAUUACUACAUGGAUGGGAGAGUGAAAAAGGUAGAAGACUUCCUUAAAACACGUCUGUUGGACACAUUGACAGAGCAGAUCAAUAAAGUCAUAAAGGUCGUGAACUCACAUACUCCAGGUAAAAAGGUGUGGCUGGGUGGACUCGGGCCAGCGUGGGCCGGAGGCAUCAGUAAUCUGUCUGACACAUAUGCUGCUGGAUUUCUGUGGGUGAACACACUCGGUAUGGCUGCUGUGCACGGGGUUGACGUUGUCAUGCGUCACUCAUUCUUUGACUAUGGAUACACACACCUUGUGGACCAGCACUUUAACCCUUUACCUGAUUACUGGGUAUCCCUGGUCUUCAAGCGACUCGUGGGUCCGAAGGUUUUAGCCGUCCGAGUGGCCGGACUGCAGAGGAAACCCCAGCCAGGAAGGGUCAUACGAGACAAGCUACGUAUCUACGCCCACUGUACCAGCUACUCCAAUCAUAACUACGUGAGAGGAUCCAUAACGAUCUACAUCAUCAACUUGCAUCGGUCACGGAAGAAAAUUAAACUGGCGGGGACGUUACGCAAUAAGACCGUCCAUCAGUACCUGCUGCAGCCGUACGGAACUGACGGACUUAGGGCCAAACAUGUCCAGCUGAACGGGGAGAAGCUGUUCAUGUUGGACAAUGAGACGUUCCCAGAGCUGAAGCCAAAGACACUACGGGCUGGACGGACGAUAGCCAUGCCUCCCAUGACCAUAGGCUUUUAUGUCAUCAAAAACAUUAACGCGUACGCCUGCCGACGAUAACACUGACCUCUCUAUAUCCCUGAAAUACAGACCAGAUGCUCAUUAAAUACGUGUAGGCUAGAAUAUUUAAUUAUCCUCACAGUUACAGGGAAAUUUUGGGUGAAUACAGUACAGUGUUGUAUCGAUGUGGAUGUGGAUUCCUCUGAUCAACACCUCUUCACCUUUAAGCCAUUCUAACACAUUUCUAUCAAUUUUUCAUGAAAAGAAAAAACAAAGACUUGCCCUCUACACACAUACACUAACAAGGGCUGCACUGAGAACCUCUCCAUUUCUUCACCAGCUAUUCCUCAUAUGCUACGAGAUUGUUUUCUACUGUUUUAUGCCUCUGUUUUUUAUCGUUACAAAAAUGCAAUACCAAAAAAAAAAAAAAAAGAA
Molecule: messenger RNA, 2262 nt
Organism: Sphaeramia orbicularis (orbiculate cardinalfish)
Lineage: Eukaryota; Metazoa; Chordata; Actinopteri; Kurtiformes; Apogonidae
Gene: hpse2
Product: heparanase 2
Exons: 12
Coding region: 130-1887 (585 amino acids)
Biological process (GO): extracellular matrix organization
Cellular component (GO): extracellular matrix; membrane
Molecular function (GO): hydrolase activity, acting on glycosyl bonds
Source: RefSeq, a predicted model, not a curated record